AUGUCCGACGAUGGCAUGAACAUCGACGAUGGCGGCGUCGUCAGAAGGAAGGGCAGAGGUUUCCAGAGCGCCGCAGGAAACGAGAGCGCCGUCACCUCGGAGCAAGUCUUCGACCGACUCGACUCCACGCAGACCUCAGAAACUCGCGCUGCCCGCUCCGUCGAAGGAUGGAUUGUAAUGGUCACCGGUGUGCACGAGGAAGCCACCGAAGAAGACGUCACAGACAAGUUUGCGGAAUUUGGUGAGAUCAAAAACCUCCACCUGAACCUGGACAGGCGAACGGGAUAUGUCAAGGGUUACGCCCUGGUGGAGUACGAAACGAUGGCCGACGCUCAGGCUGCAAUAGACGGCGCAUCCGGGACCCAGCUCCUGGAACAGAGCAUCCAAUGCGACUUCGCGUUUGUCAGGCCCCCGCCCGCAGGGCCGAAGAAGGGUCGCGGACGCGAGGGUCGGGGUCGGAGCGCCAGCCCAUCUCGUCGGAGGGGAGAGUAGAAUUGUGGGCGCGCGGCCUGCUACGGCCUCCCUGUCUCUCGUCGUUGUGCAACUAUCUCCGUCUGCUGCUCGCGGGUCCUACCUGUUCCUGUAAUGUAUUUUUCCGCUGCGAUCUGCACCCGUGUCCGAUUUUUCUGUAACAAAAUUGUCAUUACAUAUGGCACACGAUGCGUGUCCUC
Molecule: messenger RNA, 671 nt
Organism: Trametes versicolor FP-101664 SS1
Lineage: Eukaryota; Fungi; Basidiomycota; Agaricomycetes; Polyporales; Polyporaceae
Product: RNA-binding domain-containing protein
Exons: 5
Coding region: 1-492 (163 amino acids)
Biological process (GO): RNA splicing
Cellular component (GO): nucleus; cytoplasm; exon-exon junction complex
Molecular function (GO): mRNA binding
Source: RefSeq, a predicted model, not a curated record